UGGAGGAUUCAUUCCUGCAGCAGCAACAGACCAGCUUCAGCAACUGAAAACAAAGAGAGUAGCUUUAUGACUGUUUCACUUUUUAUAAGAAAUUUAUAGCUCAUCUUCUAGAUUAUCCUCAUUUUUGUCUUUUUUUCAAAAUUUCUAUUCUCAGACACUUAAUAUAUUUUUUUUUUAUUUUAUUUUUUGCUUUUUUGCUUUUGCAUCCCCAUUUUGACAGGAAGUUACUUGAAGCAACAACAAAUGAGACUUCGCUUUUUUUUCCGGGCAACUUAAGAGACAGUGUUUCAAAUGAUACAUGGUCUGCCAGGGGAUAUAUGUUUGUUUGUCUUGAAAUAACUCCGACCAGAAAGUGUCGCUUUUCCCUAUUAGACUUGACAAACAAGGAUGGAACAAAGCCUUGCUGGUCUGCUAAGUGGUGCAUUUUCAGAAACAUCCCUCCCAUCUUUCCCUGAUGGCGAGUUGGACUUCAACACUGUACGUUGUGAUGAAGAGUCUGAAGCGACCGAAAGAAACAAUUCUUGUGAAAACCUUGAUGAGGAUGAUGAGGAUGAUGAGGAUGAUGAACGUGAUGGGGACGAGGAUGAUGAGGAUGAGGAUGAGGAUUUCAAGGAGGAUAAUGUUGCUGAGAAAGAUAAUAAAGAUUCUUCAAGUACAAAGGUCAGUGUCAUUAACAUGGACCAAACACUAAGGGAGCAGUAUGAAAGCUCGGAGGGAGAUCCGGAAGAGGAAGAAGGCUCCACCUCUGGGGCAGAUGAGGAGGAGGAGGAGGAGGAGGAGGAGGAGGAGGAUUUAGGAGCAGGAGAACAACCAGAGGAUUGGUCAGUGGUUGUACGUUGUGAAGGGGGGUUCUGGGAUAGUGAUAAAGAGGACAGGAUCUUCGCUGGGGGACUUCCCCUGGUGCCUGAGGACACUGGAAACCCUCAAGUUAGAAACAAGAAGAGAGGUCAGAAUGAAAGUGAUGAGGAUGUGUCCUAUUUUAGGGAAAUCCCUAAACGUCUUUGUGAGGAGAACCUACAAGGUGAUGGGAUUGAAGAGGAUGAGCAAGAGAGGAGAGAGGAGAGGAUUGAGGUUUCAACUCACUCAGAGUGUGAGGGCAUAAAACUUGAAAAGGAUGAAGGGAAAGGCAUGCAUUUCCUCAACCAGUGUUUGCCCCAAGAGGAUGGAGGCAACCCAAGUGCCACUCUUGAUUUUCCUGAACAACUGUUGCAAAAUCUUCAGGAUCUUAUUUCUGAUGAUGAAGAUGUUAUGGGAAAAAUAAAGGAUUUCUCUGGGGACGACCACCAAGAAGCAGGUGAGAGCUUUGCUCAGUACCCCUCGGACCUCUCUUCGUGUGAAUACGUGGAAGACGGAGGAAUGAAUGCGGGGAAUAAAGAUAAAUUGAGUGUGUUGCCAAAAGAGAACACCAAUCUGGAAAGAGCUGGGGCAAAGGAUACAUGCGUGGCUGGUGAUGUAGACACUGAUGAGAAGAAAGACCCAUAUCUGGUUAUUGAAUGUAAAGGGACAGAUGAAGAUGCGCAGUUCAUGGGCCUGCACUUGGGAAGUGGAGGAAAACACAGCAGAGAAAAUAUGGGGCUUGUCAAACACGUAUUGGGUCAUGCAGCAGUGACAGGAUGGGUUGUUGGAGAAGAGGCAGAUGAGACUACUUACCUAGAUGCAGAGCAUAAUGCCUGCAGCGAGGGGGAGGGGCAGACAAAAGCAACAACCUCUCUGACAGAUAAAGCUAUGCCCAGUUUCCACCCACGUCAACAUAACGUUGAGACCGACUUUAGCAUGAGACAUCAGUCCAACAGCGACGCCUACUGUUACAGUGAUGACACCAGCGGUUGGAGGCGCACAGAUAACGCGCGUCACCAAGGCCCUAAACACAAACCACCAGAAUGUGCUCAAAUUCACAGCGAGAGCAGAGCGGAGCUUGUCAGGCGGACCAUCUCCGACGACCAAGCUUUUACGAACACCUGCAACAAAGCACAGCCACUACCGGCUUUUAGCAUCUCUUGGGAUGCUGAUGUGUCAUCGACAAGGGCUUUUUUAUCUGAAAAUCCACCAUUAGGAAGGGAAGACAUAGGCAAAGAGGAAACACUGGCAGUGGCCGUAAUUUCUGGAGAUAAGGUCGCUGGGGAAAUCCAACCUUUGGUGGAGCCAAGGGAGGAAAUCCACACAACCAUUCACUCGUCUAAACAAGGAUCUGUGGAUGACCAAUUCUUUUUCAACAAUGAUGGUGAGGAUGCAAGAAACACCGAGCUAGGGCAGUUUGGAGGUGAUGAGUAUGAAGAAGAGAGGAACUGGGAGCAGGAGCAAGAGAGAAUUAAGGCUUUCUACAACUUUUACAGCGGCGAUGAAAUGGAGAAUGGCGAAGAAGGGAGAAAGAUAAAAGUCCAGUUCUGCACAGAUCAGUUGUCUCAAAUCAUCCAAUAUGACGCUGAUUGCAGUGAGAGAGAUUCGCUCGACAGCUCCACAGAUGGGGAAGAAGAACUAAGCUCCACAGACACGCAUGAUGAGCUGAAGGAGUCUGAGAUGCUGAAAAUGAACAGUUCCCAGCCAAGUUUGAUACCUGAGAAUUUGGCAGGUCCCAGCAACACACAGUGUCUUGGCUUACUGAAGUUAAUGCUGAAGAUGUGCCUGGUACUACUGAUUGGAGUGCUGAUGUUCUGGUGGACCACAGACCAAAUGGACUGGAUAGGCCGAGCUGCUUUCUUUAAGAGCUAACGCUUGAUUACUCCUUAAAACAUGCUUUGAGCCUACUAGAUGGGAAAAGAAGAAGAAGAUUUAAGAAAAAAAAGAAUGAAUUGACUAAAGGACUUUGUAAAAAACCUGGAAUAUAUGUUGAGUUAGUUAUGCAAAGAAUUUGUAAAACGUAAAAUGCUGCCCCAAAUAAAGGUUUAUA
Messenger RNA from Lampris incognitus (smalleye Pacific opah), 2887 nucleotides. RefSeq names its product midasin. NCBI's taxonomy places the organism in Eukaryota, Metazoa, Chordata, Actinopteri, Lampriformes, Lampridae. The record is from RefSeq and is a predicted model, not a curated record. The transcript is spliced from 6 exons. Bases 388 to 2709 code for a protein of 773 amino acids.